AUGUCGUUGAAUAAGAUACAAGUGCCGGAAGACCCGAGAGUCAAGCAUUGUUCUACUAUCGUUAAUGGAACGACCUACGGGUACCUCCUUGCGGCUCCCCCAGAUGGCAAAUAUAGAGCAACUAUCUUCUUGAUCCAUGGUUUUCCCGACCUCUCUAUGGGUUGGAGGUAUCAAAUCCCGACGCUUCUCAACCUUGGUCUAAGAGUUGUGGCUCCAGACUGUAUGGGUUAUGGACGCACUGAAGCCCCGAAAUUCACCCCUGAGUCUGCCUGGCGCUAUGGCUACAGGCAAUGUGCAAAAGACAUGAGGGAACUUGCGCACCAGUUGGGUUCCUCAAAAGUUAUCCUUGGAGGGCAUGAUUGGGGCGGUGCCAUUGUUUAUCGUAUUGCUCUCUACGAACCAGACUUUGUUACCCAUGUAUUUUCGGUCUGUACCCCUUACUGGCCGCCAACCAAGGAAUAUCAAUCACUCGAACAAACAAUUGCAAAGAUACCAUUCUUUGGGUACCAGGCUCAAUUUGCCAAUGGUGGUUUGGAAAACAUCAUUCAGUCAAAGGAGAAAAUACGUCAAUUUUUGAAUGCCAUGUAUGGUGGCAGAACAACAAGUGGUGAACCAGCAGUGAGCAUGGAAAAAGGCGUUCUACUAGACAAAUUACCAGAUAUUCAACAGUCUCCACUUCUCUCUGAUGCAGAAAUGGAUUACUAUGUGGACGAAUAUUCAAGAACCGGUUUGCAUGGGCCAGCGAGCUGGUAUCGAACCCGAGAGCAAAACUGGAAAGAAGAGCAGGAGUUCUUAAACAGGUCUAUCGAUAUACCCGUUCUUUAUAUCUCGGCAACAAAAGAUAUGGCACUUCGGCCAGAGCUCGCACGUAAUAUGGGCCGGAAAAUCAAAAAUCUUACCAAAGCUGAAGUUGUUGCUUCACACUGGGCUCUUUGGGAAAAACCUAAAGAAUGCAAUGUGCACAUCAAAAACUGGAUUGAAGGUGUUGUGUUUGGGGGAAAGGUAAGGCUGUAG
Molecule: messenger RNA, 1014 nt
Organism: Nannizzia gypsea CBS 118893
Lineage: Eukaryota; Fungi; Ascomycota; Eurotiomycetes; Onygenales; Arthrodermataceae
Product: epoxide hydrolase 2
Exons: 7
Coding region: 1-1014 (337 amino acids)
Molecular function (GO): hydrolase activity
Source: RefSeq, a predicted model, not a curated record